Messenger RNA from Dipodomys spectabilis (banner-tailed kangaroo rat), 2741 nucleotides. RefSeq names its product cell division cycle 23 (gene Cdc23). Gene Ontology annotation, biological process: cell division. The transcript has 16 exons. Lineage: Eukaryota; Metazoa; Chordata; Mammalia; Rodentia; Heteromyidae. Gene Ontology annotation, cellular component: anaphase-promoting complex. The record is from RefSeq and is a predicted model, not a curated record. Gene Ontology annotation, molecular function: protein binding. Bases 5 to 1798 code for a protein of 597 amino acids.
GAAAAUGGCUGCGAGUACCUCCGUGGUCGCCGUGGCAGGGCCGGCGGCCGUGAUGCCGGGUUUAUCCACGAACGCAGAUUUCUCAGAUUUGCGGGAAAUUAAAAAGCAGCUGUUGCUUAUUGCGGGUCUAACUCGGGAGCGGGGCCUGCUACACAGUAGCAAAUGGUCGGCGGAGUUGGCCUUCUCGCUCCCCGCGCUGCCGUUAGCGGAGCUGCAGCCGCCGCCGCCCCUCACCGAGGAGGAUGCCCAGGAUAUGGAUGCUUACACCCUGGCCAAGGCCUACUUUGAUGUUAAAGAAUAUGAUCGGGCAGCACAUUUCUUACAUGGCUGCAAUAGCAAGAAAGCCUAUUUCUUGUUCAUGUAUUCCAGAUAUCUGUCUGGAGAGAAAAAGAAGGAUGAUGAAACAGUUGAUAGCCUAGGUCCUCUGGAGAAAGGACAAGUGAAAAAUGAGGCUCUUAGAGAAUUGAGAGUGGAGCUCAGCAAAAAACAUCAAGCUCGGGAACUUGAUGGAUUUGGUCUUUAUCUGUAUGGUGUUGUGCUUCGAAAACUAGACUUGGUGAAAGAAGCUAUCGAUGUGUUUGUGGAGGCUACUCAUGUUUUGCCUUUGCAUUGGGGAGCCUGGUUAGAACUCUGUAACUUGAUCACAGACAAAGAGAUGCUGAAGUUCCUGUCUUUGCCAGACACUUGGAUGAAAGAAUUUUUUCUGGCUCACAUAUAUACAGAAUUGCAGUUGAUAGAGGAGGCCCUUCAAAAAUAUCAGAAUCUCAUUGAUGUGGGCUUUUCUAAGAGCUCAUAUAUUGUUUCCCAAAUUGCCGUUGCCUAUCACAAUAUCAGAGAUAUUGACAAAGCCCUCUCCAUUUUUAAUGAGCUAAGGAAACAAGACCCUUAUAGGAUUGAAAAUAUGGACACAUUCUCCAACCUUCUUUAUGUCAGGAGCAUGAAAUCUGAAUUAAGUUAUUUGGCUCAUAACCUUUGUGAAAUUGAUAAAUAUCGUGUAGAAACCUGCUGUGUAAUUGGCAACUAUUAUAGUUUACGUUCUCAGCAUGAGAAAGCAGCCUUGUAUUUCCAGAGAGCCCUCAAGUUGAAUCCUCGGUAUCUUGGGGCAUGGACCCUAAUGGGACAUGAGUACAUGGAAAUGAAAAACACAUCUGCUGCUAUCCAGGCUUAUCGACAUGCCAUUGAAGUCAACAAGAGGGACUACAGAGCUUGGUAUGGCCUUGGGCAGACUUAUGAAAUCCUUAAGAUGCCAUUUUACUGCCUUUAUUAUUACAGACGGGCCCACCAGCUUCGGCCUAAUGAUUCUCGUAUGCUGGUUGCCUUAGGAGAAUGUUAUGAGAAACUCAAUCAACUAGUGGAAGCCAAAAAGUGUUACUGGAGAGCUUAUGCUGUGGGUGAUGUGGAGAAAAUGGCUCUUGUGAAACUGGCAAAGCUUCAUGAACAGUUGACUGAGUCGGAACAGGCUGCCCAGUGUUACAUCAAAUAUAUCCAAGAUAUCUAUUCCUGUGGGGAAAUAGUGGAACACUUGGAGGAAAGCACUGCUUUCCGCUAUCUGGCCCAGUACUAUUUUAAGUGCAAGCUAUGGGAUGAAGCUUCAACUUGUGCCCAGAAAUGUUGUGCAUUCAAUGAUACCCGAGAAGAAGGUAAGGCCUUGCUCCGACAAAUCCUACAGCUUCGGAACCAAGGGGAGACUCCCACAACUGAGAUGCCUGCUCCCUUCUUCCUCCCAGCUUCACUGUCUGCUAACAAUACGCCCACCCGCAGAGUUUCUCCACUCAACUUGUCUUCAGUCACACCAUAAUUACCUAAGUCAGCACAUUUUGCUUAAGCUUUAAGUAAGGAAUGGCCAUGUCUAUUUUCCCAAGGACCUUAGCUGUUUUCAUUUCUACAGAUGAAAAUAGCUUUAGGGAGUUUAUAUACCUUCAGGGGCAGAACAGAUACUUGUCUUUUGUUAGUUAGAAGCACUUCACUCUUCCCUAUUCAGAGUUGCUAUAGUUCUUGGCUUUUUUCCAGGGCCUCCCCUCCACUCACGAAAACAUCCCUUGUAUAGCACUUUAGCACAGGCCAUCCUACAAGAACAAGUUUCAAUGCUGCUGGGAAUGGGGUAGACAUGAGAUGAAUCUAUCACUCCACCUUCUUGGGCAGGGAGUAGGUCAAGCAGAGGCAGAGUUCUGCAUUAGACAAAAAUGAGUUUUUAAUUUUGGAGGAUUCUUUUUUGGGCUGGCUCUUGGGCUUAAACUCAGGGCCCAGAGUCUCAAGCUCUUGCUUAGCUUUUUUACUCAAAGCUGGCACUCUACCACUUGAGCCACAACUGACUGCUGGUUAAUUGGAAAGAAAAGUCUAUUAGAUUUGGCUGCCAUGGCUAGUUACUGGCUUCAUAUUAAAGAUUUUAGCCUGAGUAGCCAAGAUUACAGGUAUGACCAAACCUGGCCUUUGUUUUGUUUUUGCUAUUUGAGACAAGGUCUCACUAAAUUGCCCAGGCUGGCCUCAACUUGGUCCUCCAGUCUAAGCCUCCCUAGUGUUGGGAUUACAGGCAUUGGCCAGUGUCAAGAUAAUACCUUGUGAAUUGGUUGAGCAUAAUCUCUAUUUUGAUGCUGAUUACAUUUACAUAGUAGAUCUGUACAUGUGUUCUUACUCUACAAAAUGUUCUUUGAAACACCUUUGAAAAGUUUUCUAGAAGCUUUCAAAUUGGGAAUAAUUUAGGAUUGAAUAGAACACUGAACUAUUGAUGGAUUUUUCCUAGG